CACAUGUAUUUAUUUAUUUCUUUACUCGAGGUCUCAUUGGUCUGUGUGACUCCUCUGGACUCCACCUGGGAGCUCCAGGAGAAGCGGAUCAGUUUGCACCAUUAAGAGGUUUUGCACUCCUUUGGGUGCGCAGACAACAUCCACCGCCUCCGACAUAACUGGACACUGAUCCCCCACUUUUCAUUUCCCUUUUUUUGUUGUUGUUUUUGAUGCACGCGUCCACUCCGUGAGGCAGUCAUGGCGGACAUCUAACGGACGGACAUCAACAACCUUUUGUCAGAGUUUUGCAUCGACACCAGUCCAUCCUGUGCGGAGGCUUGGACUCCGCGGACUGCAACCCUUAAAUGCCUUUCAUUGAGAAAAGGCUUCGGACGUUCAGUGUGGUGAAUGUUUACAAGCAGCACAUCACCUGAUUAAGAUGGGAAAUAAGCAAACUAUAUUUACCGACGAGCAACUUGAUGCUUACCAGGACUGUACGUUUUUCACUCGCAAAGAAAUUCUACGGUUGCACGGCAGAUACCAUGAGUUGGCUCCACAUCUUGUACCGAUGGACUACACCAAUGAACCGGAUUGUAAACUGCCGUUAGCCUUGAUAGUCAACAUGCCAGAAUUAAAGGAAAAUCCAUUCCGUAACAGGAUUGUGGAGUCUUUCUCCGAGGACGGGAUGGGGAAUCUCAGCUUCAAUGAGUUUGUGGACAUGUUUUCAGUCCUCAGUGAAAUGGCUCCCCGAGAACUCAAGGCCAUAUAUGCCUUUAAAAUAUAUGAUUUCAAUGUGGAUAACUACUUGUGCAAAGAGGAUCUCGAAAAGACUCUAAAUAAGCUGACAAAGGAGGAGUUGACUCCUGAAGAGGUCCAGUUGGUGUGUGAGAAAGCCAUCGAGGAGGCAGAUUUGGACGGUGACAACAAACUGUCAUUUGCUGACUUUGAAAAUAUGAUAACCAGGGCUCCGGACUUUUUAAGUACCUUCCAUAUACGAAUCUAAAAGGGCUGGAUGGACAGUUUCUAAGGUCAGCAGCUUGCUAAACCUGAGGACUCCCACUGACCUGUACGCCUGUCUCUUAUUGUCGUCUUCUAUAACGGCAGCAUCUUCUCCAGCUGUGCUUACCUCAGUGAAGUCUGCUAGAUUUGGGAACAAAAUACUGGAUAAAGCUGAAUUCCCGUGACCCUGAAUUUUAUUACUGUAGAUUGGAAUUGUUUUCCUAUGACUACCUAUGAAAGGGCUCGACCUGAAUUGGAUAAAAGGCUAAUCUUUCUACAUUUUAAGGUUGAAAAAUUAAGUCCAAAAUGAGCCAGACUCUGGAUUAGUGCCUGUUGCACACAUUCAUGAAUGCAUAAAAACUGCUUAUCUAUCUAUAUUGCACAUGAGAUAAAUCCUGGUGAAGUCUUCCUACAGCGACACACUAAAUGUUCAGUAUUUUUAUUUAUAUUUAUACGACUAUGGACAAAGCUUGACGUGGAUGAUAACACAGCACUGACAUUAAGGGCAUACAGAUAUUCUAUAAGAGCUAUGCAGUAUAUUUAGAUGCAGUGUCUAAGUUGUGACUUUUGCCUGUGGAACUGGAACACGAUGACAAUCAUAUCUUACUGUUCUCCAGUUGGAUGAAGGGCUUUGUCAUCGGGACUAAAUAUCGGUAGCUUUCAUCUUCUGCCUCAGCCAUUAUCAUGAGAUGUUAGUUACAGCCAUCUUUUGGAUAUGUAUUUAUAGUAUUUCAUGUGAAUUCAGAAUAAAUACAUGUUUUUUUCUCUG
Molecule: messenger RNA, 1747 nt
Organism: Amphiprion ocellaris (clown anemonefish)
Lineage: Eukaryota; Metazoa; Chordata; Actinopteri; Pomacentridae
Gene: cib2
Product: calcium and integrin binding family member 2
Exons: 6
Coding region: 419-982 (187 amino acids)
Molecular function (GO): calcium ion binding
Source: RefSeq, a predicted model, not a curated record